AUGUAUAUCGGAAGCUAUUCCCAGCUAACGUUUGGAUCCACCGAAGUAUUCUUCAUAUUUGACGAUGUCUUUGAAAUUCCCCUUGACCUCUCCACCUUGAAAGUCAACAAGCCGGUCCGCUUCAAGCUUCAUGUUGACAGGGAGCUGCUUCAGGUCACGAAGCAAAAACUCGCCUUAACAAGAUACCCGGAAGAACAGACUGACUUUGGACCGGAUAACUGGUCCCAGGGUGCUAAAGUACAUAAGGUCAAGGAACUCGCCGAAUACUGGCGAGACGUCUAUGACUGGGCUAAACAUGAGGAGAGACUAAACGACACCUUUGACCACUAUCUCGUCAAACUCCACGUGCCAGACUAUGGCCAUCUCGUCUUACAUUUCACACACGCCAUCUCAGAGAGGCCUAACGCCAUCCCCAUGCUAUUUUCUCACGGCUGGCCAGGGUCGUUUGUCGAAGCGGAAAAGGUUGUGGGCAAGCUCUCAAACCCCGAAAACUUAACAGAUCAGGCAUUUCAUUUCGUCGCACCCUCAAUCCCAGGUUUUGGGUUUUCGCCGGCCCCGGCGAGAUCAGGAGUGGGACCAACGCUUGUGGCAAGGGCUUACAAGAUUCUGAUGACCGACGUGCUUGAUUUUGAGCGUGAGGCUCUCCGCGUCCGUAGAAAUUUUGAGGUUGACCAAAGUGGCUAUUUGGAACAGCAGAAGACAAGACCUCAAACUCUCGGGUUUGCGCUUGGCGACUCACCUUUAGGGCUACUGGCUUGGUUUGUUGAAAAGUUCCACGAUUGGGGCGAUGUACAUGAAACAUUCACACACGACGAUAUCAUUACUCUUGUGAUGAUGCACUGGGUCCAAGGUGCGACGCCGGGUUUGAGAUUCUACCGUGAAGCAUUCGGAAAAGGUAUUAGAGAUGCCGACAAAACGUUUGAAACGUACGUGGCAUGCCCAACGGGCGUGAGCAUGUACGCAAAGGAGCAACUUCAUUGCCCCAAGGACUGGGCACAGCAGGUGGCGAACAUUCAAUAUUGGAAGGAGCUGUAUCAUUACGUUUUUGUCAGUGAACGCCUCGGGCGGCGCAAAUCUAUCUGGCUGGGAAUGGUGUUGGUUAUCGUUGGCGCAAUCUUGCAAACCAGUGCCUUCACUGUGCCUCAUCUCAUUAUCGGGCGUAUCAUCACAGGGUUUGGUACGGGCAUGAAGACGUCCACAGUUCCCAUGUACCAGUCUGAGCUAUGCGACCGGAAGGCGCGCGGCCGUCUCGUUUCGCGAGAAGUUCUCUUCGUCGGUGUCGGAAUUACUAUUGCAUAUUGGUUCGAUUUUGGAAUGUCCUUUGUCGGUGGUCCGAUUGCCUGGCGCCUCCCAAUCGCCUUCCAAAUGGUCUUUGCGCUGGUUGUCAUCGCCCUUGUGUUUGCUCUUCCCGAAUCCCCUCGAUGGCUAUUUGCACACGGUCGCCAGGAGGAAGCCAUCGACGUCCUUUGCCGUGUAUACGACCUGGAGCCCACCGAUGAAUAUAUUUCCGAGGAACGUGAUGCCAUUCUGGUUGCCAUACAAGACGAAUCCGAAACCAUUAAGAACAGCCCCUUAAGCAUCUUCAAGAAUGAUAAGUUCAGAACUCGAUACCGUGUGCUUCUGGCCGGCGGCAUUCAGUUCAUGAACCAAGCAGGCGGAAUCAACCUGGUCGUUUAUUACAUACCUUCAGUGCUUGUUUUGAACCUUGGCACGGCUAUCGGUGUUGGUUCCAACUGGCUGUGGAAUUUCACUGUUGUGAUGAUUACCCCUGUUCUCAUCAACCGACUCGAGUGGAAGGCCUACUUCGUCUUUAUGGCUACCAACGCUAUCUUUGUUCCACUCAUUUACUUCUUUUAUCCUGAAACGAGCAAUGUUCGGCUCGAGGAUAUUGACUCUUUCUUUACGUCCGGUCGAAACCCUGUUGCUGUUGCCAGAGAGUUCUCUAACAAGGCCAAGAAGGGAGGUGGUGUAGAUCCCGAAGCCCCCUCUUUCCGAGGCUAG
Messenger RNA from Parascedosporium putredinis, 2001 nucleotides. NCBI's taxonomy places the organism in Eukaryota, Fungi, Ascomycota, Sordariomycetes, Microascales, Microascaceae. The record is from the annotation of a GenBank genome assembly.